GAUUAAAAAUGUUUAAUAAAAUCACAAAACGAGUUUUUAUCCAUCGCUUGGCGUUCGUUUGACGCAGCGGACUUAUUGCACUGAUGUUAAAUGUUCAGGGAAUGCCACUGAUCGUGAGCUUCAGUAGAAAUGACUUGUUUUAUUGUGUUAUCCACCUGCAAACAUCACACACCCACGUGACGUGAAAUCAUUCCUAGGGAGAUAACUUAUCACUCCAUAUGCGGAGCCUCAGCCUUAUUCGUAGUUGUGAAGAGUUGGGUUUUGUUGGAAAAUUUUGACUUUGUUAUGUUUCACAGUUUUCAUGAGUUCAUUUUGAGAUUUUAUUGAGAGUCUUGAUGAUUGGAGUGUUUCAGAGUAGAUUUGAUAUAAAUUUGUGGUUUGUUAGAAAUGAGUUCUGAAUGGGUUUGUAGAGUUGAUUCUGAAAUAGUUGCAUUCAAGCAGGAAACCCAGCCAUUUGAGCUCACUGAUGCAUAUUACCAGUGUCACAAUUGAUAAUAUUUAUUACUUCAUAUUAAUUCAUAUUGAUUAAUUGGUUAAAAUACGAGUGACUGUUAAAAUGGCAGAGACUCCAUUGAAAUUUCCCACAUCUCUGUCCCUCCUCUCCCUGGAGAACAGUGAUCUUUACCACCGACGAAUGACAUCUCGUCGAAAUUCUAUUGAGGCAGAUAAUUCAGCAGAAAUUAUUCAGAGAAUUGAUUACGAAGAGCUUGCGGAAUGGAAAAACCCAGAGGCUCCAAAGCUACCUGCCAGGAAUCCACCCUUUUCCUAUAAUGAUUAUAACGGUUCCGAGGAUUCAGUUGGUCGAUCUAAGAAGGACACGACUCGAAUCACAGGGAUGUCGCUGGACAAUAUGUUCUGCUCCAGGUGUCGGGAGGGCUUCGAGGCACACGAGAAAAUUGUCAAUUCUCAUGGGGAAUUAUGGCAUCCCCAGUGCUUUGUGUGUGCCCAGUGCUUCCGUCCAUUCCCCGAGGGGAUUUUCUAUGAAUUUGAGGGUAGAAAAUACUGCGAACAUGAUUUUCAUGUUUUGUUUGCGCCCUGCUGCGGUCGAUGUGGCGAAUUUGUCAUUGGUCGCGUCAUAAAGGCGAUGAAUGCAAACUGGCAUCCUGGAUGUUUCCGAUGCGAGGAGUGUGACCUCGAACUAGCUGAUGCUGGAUUUAUUAAGUGCCAAGGGAGAGCUCUCUGCCACACUUGUAAUGCCCGAGUCAAGGCUGGAGCACUUGGGAAACACAUUUGUCAUCAGUGCCAUGGAGUCAUCGAUGACAAGCCACUUCGAUUCCGAGGAGAAGUCUACCAUCCCUAUCACUUUAACUGCACCGCCUGCCAGGUGGAACUCAAUUCUGAUGCCAGAGAAGUCCGCUCAAGAGCUGGAUAUGCAGCUAAUGAAAUGAAUGAAUUGUACUGCCUUCGAUGCCAUGACAAAAUGGGAAUUCCAAUCUGUGGAGCUUGUCGACGUCCUAUCGAGGAGCGAGUAGUGACUGCUUUGGGAAAACACUGGCAUGUCGAGCAUUUCGUCUGUGCCAAGUGCGAGAAACCGUUCUUGGGACAUCGUCACUACGAAAAGAAGGGUUUAGCCUAUUGUGAGACCCAUUAUCACCAGUUAUUCGGAAAUCUCUGCUUCGUUUGUAAUCAAGUUAUUGCUGGAGAUGUUUUUACUGCUCUCAACAAAGCCUGGUGUGUUCACCACUUCGCCUGUGCCUUCUGCGACCAAAAAAUGAACCAGAAGACAAAGUUCUUUGAGUUUGAUCUGCGUCCAGCUUGCAAAAAGUGCUACGACAAAUUCCCUCAGGAAUUGAAGAAACGUAUGCGUCGCAUGUACGACCUCAACCCCAAGAGAAUACCUGCAUAAGUAAUCUCAUCUUGCCAAAGGGGCAAAACCAACAGUGUCUCGAAUCUAACAAUCUUAAUACUUGUAACCAAAGUAAUUUUGCGGAUUUUAUCGCCAAUUUUCUAACAUUCUUUUCUCUUUUUUGCAUCGACAUUUCAAAGUUGAUAGAAUAUCUUCCAUUUUUUAAGGCAAUUAGUUUUAAGUGCCUUGAGAAGCCGAUUUUUAUGACAAUUUUAAUAAUCCUUAUUUACAAGAUUGAAUAAAAAAUAUAUAUUUGAAACUAUUCACAAAAUGAAGCUGGGACAUAAUUAUACUCAUGUUAACCAAUUAA
Diachasmimorpha longicaudata is the source of this 2156-nucleotide messenger RNA. It is a transcript of the gene stck, whose product is annotated as LIM and senescent cell antigen-like-containing domain protein 1. Gene Ontology annotation, biological process: positive regulation of integrin-mediated signaling pathway; positive regulation of substrate adhesion-dependent cell spreading; cell-cell junction organization. Gene Ontology annotation, cellular component: focal adhesion; cytoplasm; cell-cell junction. The record is from RefSeq and is a predicted model, not a curated record. The transcript has 7 exons. Lineage: Eukaryota; Metazoa; Arthropoda; Insecta; Hymenoptera; Braconidae. The coding region runs from base 557 to 1846 and encodes 429 amino acids.